Messenger RNA from Phycodurus eques (leafy seadragon), 1660 nucleotides. RefSeq names its product RNA binding motif protein 46 (gene rbm46). Gene Ontology annotation, molecular function: mRNA binding. NCBI's taxonomy places the organism in Eukaryota, Metazoa, Chordata, Actinopteri, Syngnathiformes, Syngnathidae. Bases 5 to 1447 code for a protein of 480 amino acids. Gene Ontology annotation, cellular component: nucleus. The record is from RefSeq and is a predicted model, not a curated record. The transcript has 9 exons.
UGGCAUGGAACAGUUCAAGAAGUCAAAGUCCAUUCAGUUAGCCUUGGUGCAGCUUAUGGACAAGUCAGGAUACGAUAUUCUGCAGGAGAAUGGACAGAGGAAGUAUGGCGGACCGCCACCAGACUGGGAGGGUCCGGCGCCACGCAUUGACUGCGAGGUCUUUGUGGGCAAGAUUCCGAGAGACAUGUAUGAAGAUGAGCUUGUCCCUCUCUUUGAGACAGCUGGAACCAUCUACGAGAUGAGGCUGAUGAUGGAGUUUAGUGGAGAGAACCGGGGCUACGCCUUUGUCAUGUACACCAAUCGGGAGGAGGCCCGAAAAGCUAUCGAAAAGCUGAAUGACCAUGAGGUUCGUCCAGGAAAGUUUAUCGGCGUGUGCGCCUCUCUAAACAAAUGCAGCCUCUUCCUUGACUGCAUUCCCAAAGACAAGAGUAAGGAGGAGAUCUUGGAGGAGGUCAAGGAGAUAACAGAGGGCCUUCUGGAUGUCACCGUGCUUCCAAGCUACAGAGGCAAAAACCGAGGCUUCGCCUUUUUGGAGUAUGAGACGCACAAGGCGGCGGCAUUUGCUCGUAAGGACUUAAUGGCUAGAAUGAAGCUGUGGGGCAAGACCAUCAGGGUGAACUGGGCCAAGCUGGACAAACACAGGAAAGGAGCAAACAUGCAGACCAUCAAAACAGCCCAUGUACGCAACCUGUCGCCGAGCACCACAGAGGAAACCCUGCAGCGUGAGUUUGAGCGCUUCAAACCAGGUGCAGUGGUGCGAGUGAAGAAGUUCACCCACCACGCCUUCGUUCACUUUGACUGCCACAAGGAUGCCAUCGCUGCCACCAAGCUCAUGAAUGGCACCACCAUCGACGGAACCGUCGUGGAAGUGAGCCUAGAUAAGUCCGGAUGGGAAGGGGUGGGGAGGAGGUCCGACAGUGAAGACUGCCAUGGUAGCAAGGCAGGGGGAGGAGCCAGGGGGCUGGUUGUCCCGCACGGUGCUGGCAUGAAUGAGCGCUCUGCUGUGGAAUCCAUGAACACGCCCCCUCAUUUCCAGUGGAGUCCGCAGUGUGGUGGUGGAUCAGUUGAAGCUAACCGGCGUGUGUUCCCGCUCAUUCCCGGCUCGCGGCUGUACCGCACCAGCCUGCGGCUGCUCCGACCUGCUCAGUUCAGGUCAGCUGUCAGUCUGCUGGAGUUGUAUUGCUGUAUAAACAACUUGCCACCCCCAUAUUACGAGCUCUUCUCUAUGCUGGGUCCGGAUGGGAGCCUCCUGCUGGUCUACAAGGUGGUGAUGCUGCUGACACAACAAGCCUUCAUACCAGACAGGUUAUGUGUGCAGCUGGAUGACGCUAAAGAGCUAGCUGCACAAAACACACUGUGGAAUCUUGAGACAUCCUUCAUUAAUGAUUUGUCCAGAAGUACGUCCCCUGCGCAGUCCGCUACCACCAGUCCUGACCUGCUAUGGUAGAACCUUUGCGUCCUGUCUUGGCCCCAACUCCCCGUUCUGCCUGUUGUCACACUCCAGAGGGCACAAUCUGAGUCUUGUUUGGCUUUUCGUUCACACACGUUCAAAGGAGGGCCCAGCUGAAACUCAGGAGUUCCAUUGAAAACAUGUUCUGCUAGUCUGGUUAUGAUUGUUGUGUUAUAUUGUUGCGUUAUUGUUGUGUUUCAGUGUUUCGUG